AUGGAUCUGUGGAGGAGACAGCAAGCAUGGUUCGACCGGAUGAUUCCCCUGCGAGGGAAAAGGCCGGUCUUCCUCGAGUUCCGCUCCUCGAAGGGCUUCAUAUUGUUUGCGGUAUGUUGGUCGGUCUUCACUGACGUCUUUCUCUACGGCAUCAUCGUUCCUGUUAUCCCCUUCGCGCUCCAGGAUCGAGUGCAUAUAUCUCAGAAGGACACUCAACACUGGGUCUCGGUGCUUCUCGCCGUCUAUGCAGCAGCACUGCUUGUUUUCGCUCCGCUUUUUGGAUGGGUGGCUGAUCGCACACCUUCUCGGAGAGCUCCUCUGCUUGGAGGCCUUAUCGUCCUUGCCGGAUCAACUCUCAUGUUAUGUUUGGGCAAGACGAUAGCGGUUCUCGUGGUCGGGCGGCUGUUGCAGGGGGCUUCCGCCUCGGUCGUCUGGACAGUGGCUCUGGCGCUCAUGGCCGACACGGUCAAAGAGGAAGAAGCCGGCCGCGCGAUUGGCUAUGUUAGCAUGGCUACCUCUUUGGGCGUCCUGGUAGCACCCUUGAUUGGCGGAGUGGUCUAUCAGAGGUCGGGCUACUAUGCUGUCUUUGGGGUGACGUUCGCAGUCAUUGGACUGGACAUUCUUCUGCGACUGAUCUUAAUUGAGAAGAAGCUCGCUGCAAGGUGGUUUGAGCCGGAGGCGCCACUCAAUCAGCCAUCCGCAGACACGCCAUCUCGAACCGAUAUUCCGCUUGAGGAUCGGCAGGAAUCGACAGUUGUGAAGGAAAAGAAUACACUUGCUGCAACGAUAGGGACUUCGCGCCCUCAGCAAAGGCGAAAGCUGCCGCCGAUCCUGAUCCUUUUGAAAUCACGUCGAAUCCUCGUGGCUGUUUGGGGUAACUUCGUCGGAGCAAUGACCUUUACCGCCAUCGACACAACUCUUCCCCUCUACGUCAAUCAGAUUUUUGGUUGGGACUCUCUGGGCGCCGGCCUGGUCUUCAUCGCACUUCUUGCGCCGAGCGCUGCAGGGCCAUUGAUCGGGUCUUGGACUGACAAGUAUGGACCGCGUUGGAUCGCCGCAUCUGGUCUUUUGCUCAGUAUACCCUUUUGGGUGUUGCUUCGACUCGUGGACCGAGACUCAGUGGGACAAGCUGUACUCCUCUGCGCCUUGUUGGUACUUCUUGGGGUCGCAACCGCCCUGUUACUGACCUCGCUAAUGGCAGAGUUCAGCAAGGUUUGCGAUGUGAAAGUGCGGCAAGACCCUGAUCUCUUCGCAGGCAAGUCGGCGUAUGGGCAGAGUUAUGGAAUCUUCAACGUGGCAUGGGCCGGUGGCAGCUUGGUGGGACCGCUGGUGUCGGGCGCAGUCAAGUCGGCUGCUGGGUGGAAGACCAUGACCUGGACAAUGGCGCUCUGGUGCGCUGUGGGCAUUCCUCCCACGAUCAUGUACUCGGGAGGAAUGAUCACGAAGAGAAAGAGGCACAAUAACCAUAACCACGACAACAUUGCCAACAACGGUGUAUAG
Capronia epimyces CBS 606.96 is the source of this 1500-nucleotide messenger RNA. RefSeq lists its product as uncharacterized. NCBI's taxonomy places the organism in Eukaryota, Fungi, Ascomycota, Eurotiomycetes, Chaetothyriales, Herpotrichiellaceae. Gene Ontology annotation, biological process: transmembrane transport. The transcript has 2 exons. Bases 1 to 1500 code for a protein of 499 amino acids. The record is from RefSeq and is a predicted model, not a curated record. Gene Ontology annotation, molecular function: transmembrane transporter activity.